AUGGCCAGUUCGUGGUUUUUGCACGAGGGCUUCGCACUUCUAGCAGGCUGGAGCCAGCCCACGUUGGAGGCGGCCCGUCUGUCGCAUAGAGCCGAGGACGACCUCCACGCGCCGGAUUUGAGGUUGCGACAAGCUGUGGGUUGUGGCGCCGCCGCCCGCGCCGCCGACGAUACAGAGGUGUAA
Messenger RNA from Penicillium atrosanguineum, 183 nucleotides. RefSeq lists its product as uncharacterized. The record is from RefSeq and is a predicted model, not a curated record. The transcript has 2 exons. The coding region runs from base 1 to 183 and encodes 60 amino acids. Lineage: Eukaryota; Fungi; Ascomycota; Eurotiomycetes; Eurotiales; Aspergillaceae.